AUGCAGAGCGGCUCAGGUGCUCAUGUGAAGCCGAAGUUCAACGGGAAGCCUGGCAUCAGCCUGAAAACCCCACUCAGCAGUCAUUAUUAUGACCUCCGCCAAUUUCAACCUGAAGAAGACUUGAUUGAACUCAACGAGGAGCCGCCGACCCCUCAAAUACAGACUGAACACUCCAACCUACCUCUCCACCGGUCAUGCGGGAGCCCGUCCGAAUCCAAUCAUGGGCUUAAAAGAUACCAAGCCAAAUCAAGCACCCGUGUUCAAGAACAGAUGACUCUUCUCGAUCUUGAAGAUCCCCUCAUACAAGGAGAUUCGGCUUCGCGAGAUGGUCGCAUAGCUGGCGGUGAGCGAAGCAGGAUUGGCCGGCAAUCAUAUAAUCUCAUCUGUUGGGAAAAGCAGGCAUCUCAUAAGAUGCAGCGGAAAGCUCCAGGAUCCAUUCCGCACGAAAGAACCGAUUGUCGUACCGCUGAGAAAAUCAAGGCUAUCUUGGAGGUCAGGGCAACUUCCGCUGAACAAGACAUUCUGCACAAAAACGACGAAGACACAACAUGGUUCAGCGUCGUCCGAGAAGAUGAUGAGCUACCUACAUUCAGAGACUCUGGCGACGUCCAUCUCUACUCAGACCCCCAGACUUGCAUGUCAGAUAACCUUAUUAUGUAUGCAGAUUGCGAGGGGCUGGAAAGCGGUGAACGAGGACCACUGGGAGCAAGACUAAAAAGGAAGAACCAGUCCUCAAAAGCUGGCCGGGUUGACUCGUUUGAAAGAAAAUUGCAAAAGAUACAUCACACAUCAGAGCGUGCAAUCACCUGGGCCGAUACAAACGCUAAAAGGAGCAGGGAUUUCACGGUCACCCAUCUGUAUCCACGUCUUCUACACACCUUUUCUGAUGUGGUAGUCUUUGUGCUCAAAAAUCCCAGGUAUAUACGAAUUAACCCACAAUUGAAGGAGAAUCCACCUGGCUUGGAUGACGUGGAGAGCCUACCUUACAUCCAAGGAGUAGUCCGUGAGAUGUCAAGCACGGAUGACAGCAAGGAGAUCUCCGAGCUUGGAAAGUUUAUGCGGAAUAAGCUGCAGUGUGGCUAUGAAUUGUACUUCGUCAUACAAGAAGAGCACCGGGGCCAGCAUGCCAAGAAGGUUUCGGUCUCAACGGACGUCAUCGAACGAAUGAUUAGAAAACGUCUGUUCAAGAUGGACAACGAGAUGUAUCCAAUCAGCAGGUUUCCAAGGUCUCUUUUGCAAGACGAAGAUUCGAAGCCAAGAACACGGCAAAACGUUACCCUAAAUUCCAAUCGAUGGGCUGGCCGGACUCCAAUUCAGCGAAUACAUCACAAGAGUUGGAUCCCACCUGAUCUAGCCGAACAGCGCUCAGAUUCUGAUAAAAUAUCGCAUUACUCGAAGCAGGAUUAUGUUAUCGGAGAGUCAUCCCAGGGCUUGCUGCAAAGGAUUGCCCAUCGACUCAACAAUGGCCCCAGCCCAGCGCAAAUGAUGCCAGAGCCAGAUACUUCGGACUUAGAAUCAGAGAUGGCGGAACUGUCGAGGCAAAGAUCUGCAGCAAUAGGGCUCGACGCCAAUUCCUUCGCAGUCGAACUUGACGCUGGCCCUGCCGUCUAUCUCACUCAGCAAGCGAACCGUCCGCAAGGCGAGACUGACAGUAGCAGACUCUUGGAAGGAAACCCCAUGGGCCACCCGUCUGGUCCAUCCAAUGAACCGCAAGAUCUGCAAGCGGACACUGAGCACGCUUCGCCGAGGGCCGCUCCUCAGGUGGGGAAAGCAGAUAGGAAGUGGGAGGGAGGUUUCUUUCGGUUUUGA
Letharia lupina is the source of this 1809-nucleotide messenger RNA. RefSeq lists its product as uncharacterized. Lineage: Eukaryota; Fungi; Ascomycota; Lecanoromycetes; Lecanorales; Parmeliaceae. The record is from RefSeq and is a predicted model, not a curated record. The transcript is spliced from 7 exons. Bases 1 to 1809 code for a protein of 602 amino acids.